Messenger RNA from Arabidopsis thaliana (thale cress), 853 nucleotides. RefSeq names its product proline-rich family protein. The transcript has a single exon. NCBI's taxonomy places the organism in Eukaryota, Viridiplantae, Streptophyta, Magnoliopsida, Brassicales, Brassicaceae. The record is from RefSeq and is marked reviewed. The coding region runs from base 241 to 750 and encodes 169 amino acids.
GAAUUUUCCCGGGAAAAUUUUACCCUCUCUCAAAGUAUUUUCUUAGGUCAAUUGUUCCACCAAUCAACCAUCGUGACAUCCAUUUUCUUUGGAGACUCUUUUGAAUUCAAUUUGUCACAAAAUCUUGGAUUCAAACGGAGACUUGAACAAAACAGAGACAAGGUCAUGUCUUUUUUCUACAGAUGCCACAUUCGGUGACGAAGACAAAGAAGACCGUUUUUUGAUUCAAUCUCAUCAAAAAUGGGUUUUCUUCAAUCUCUCUUCGGAUCUCGGAGCCUCUAUGUUUUCAUUCUCGCUCUGUUUUUCACCAUUCAUUGUUUCCUCCUCGUCCAAUCACAAGACCCACCUUUGUUUCCACAAUCUCCUCCUCCACCACCACCGCCUCCUCCUCCACCGCCGCCUCCUCCUCCACCACCACCACCUCCUCCGCCAGCUGUCAAUAUGAGCGUCGAAACAGGCAUUCCUCCACCGCCUCCUCCAGUCACGGAUAUGAUUAAGCCUCUGUCUUCUCCGCCGCCGCCUCAACCACCACCGAGGUCACAACCACCUCCGAAGCCUCCCCAAAAGAACCUGCCACGGCGGCAUCCUCCUCCUCCUCGGUCUCCGGAGAAACCGAAAAGAGAUGGUUUAAACAAAGGGAAGACGGUGGGACUAGUCUUUGUUGGGUUAAUAGCAAUGUUGCAGGUUAUUGUUGUUGUAUUCUUGGUUUUCAAGAGAAAGCAGCUUCUCAGCUUGAAAGACACUAAUUAAGAUUGUAACCAUUUGUGGAUUGACAUUAACUCUUUUGUUAAUUUGAGGCCAUUGAUUAGAUUGAAGAUUAGAGAUGAGAGUGUAUUAGGAGGAAAGAAACUGC